CCCACAUCGUUGAUUCCAAGAGCCGGUGUCUGACGGAGAUAUUGCUCAUACACCGUCUUCCCUGUUUACAUCGUUUAACUGUUUACAAAACAGUGCGGGGAACAGCUGUGUUUUCACUUUAGCCUUUAAUGUGAAUGCAGAUAUCCAUACGCCGGGCUAUAUUUCCCUGGAUUCACAAGCGGCUUUUCUUCCAUCCGGAUGAGAGGACCCUUACCGCAUUUUUGUUCCAGCAACGUGGACUUUAAGCUCUAUACGGGAGACAGGAUAGUCGUACUAUCGGAAUAAAAUUGCUGUUACAAACCAAGACGAAGAACACACGCAUCUUAACCCUGUGUUGGAUCUAUCCUUGAAGGAAUGCUUCUUUCCAAGCUCAAUUCUUUGGCCCAUAUCUCCACCGUAGACAUGCCGGUGAAAAUGCAGCUCCAAGUUCAGCAAGGGAAGGAGAGGGAGCCCUUCGAGAAGCUUUAUCAGGUCGGCGGGGUUCUUGGCAGUGGAGGCUUCGGCACCGUCUACACCGGUACGAGGAUAGCUGACGCAGCUCCGGUUGCUGUCAAACAUGUGGCCAAGGACAGAGUCUCCGAGUGGGGAGAGCUGCCUAAUGGCUCGCGGGUCCCUAUGGAGAUCGUGCUGCUGAAGAAAGUGGGCACGGGCUUCCGCGGCAUUAUCAAAAUGCUGGACUGGUUCGAGCGACCGGACAGCUUUAUCAUCGUGAUGGACAGGCCCGAAAACGUGAAGGACCUGUUUGACUUCAUCACGGAGAAAGGUGCCUUACCGGAGGAACUGGCGCGGAGCUUUUUCCGCCAGGUGCUGGAGGCCGUGCGGCACUGCCACAACUGCGGCGUGGUGCACCGGGACAUCAAAGACGAGAACAUCCUCAUCGACCUCCGCACCGGAGAGGUGAAGCUCAUCGACUUCGGAUCUGGAGCCCUGCUAAAAGACACCAUAUACACAGACUUUGAUGGCACACGAGUGUACAGCCCGCCAGAGUGGAUCAAAUAUCACCGCUAUCACGGACGCUCCGCUACAGUUUGGUCCCUGGGGGUCUUGCUGUACGACAUGGUGUGUGGGGACAUUCCAUUUGAACAUGACGAGGAGAUCACAAGAGGGCAGGUCCUUUUCCGCAGAAGAAUCUCCACAGAAUGCCAGCAGCUGAUCAAGUGGUGUCUGUCUCUGCGGCCGGCAGACCGCCCGUCCUUUGAGGACAUCACCAAUCACUCGUGGAUGCAGAGCACAUCCUCCUCUGUCAUCCCAUCCAUGGUGCAGACGGAGAAGACUAGCACGGAGAUCAGGCUGCACAGCAUCGCCCACGAGCCCACGGCAUUCACGCCCACCUCAGUGGCCGUGUCUCGGUGAUGGAGGCAAACAGAACUGGACUGCACUGAGACUAUUACAAAAGACUUAUGUAACAGACUUGAAGCUGAGAGGAAGGGCGUGGGGCAGCGCAUAGGCCGGCGCGUGGGGCAGCGCACAGGCCGGUGCGGGGCAGCGCACAGGCCAGCGGUCCUGACACAGGCACGAGUAGGGUGUUAAAGGACUACACACAUAGAAAACCGAGGUCAUGACUAAACGAUCAUGUCUCAUUUUCAACCUGGCAGGCCAGACCCUCCCCACCCCAACUACUUGAUUUUCCCAGCGUUUGGGUAUUUAUCAGACUGUAGGAGGGCAUGCUUUGUGUGCACGGACACCUGCGUUGAGCAAAUGCAGUACAAGCGUUCGCUGUUUGCUGAAUGGCAAGCUGCAUUAUGUAACCUCUCGCUGCACGGCUCUCUCCCCUCAGUAGAGUGGGAAGAGCAGAGGCGUUGGCGCAAAAGAGGAUGCGCGAUAAAAAACAAACAAGAAAAGUGCCUUUUGUGAGAUUGUUUUGGGGGGACCCUGAAAAUACUUGAAUUUGUGAAAGCAAAAAAAAGGCUCUUCUCAGAGACCUUUUUUGCUCCUUACUCUGUACAAGGCUUUAUAUUGUUUAUUGCUGUUUUCUUUCCUCUCAUGGGCCUAGAUCAGUAAAGUCUAUGUCAUUUACAACCGCUGCUAUCACUACUACUCCAAUGUGAUGAGCAACCAGACAACCUCAUUGCUCUGGCAGCAACCUGUGCAAACAAACCCUAAAAAAGAAACACUGGACUUACCUCUCUCUCUUUACUACAGCAUCCACCUCCACUCUACAACCUCCGCUUCCUCUACAUCUCGUGUCGUACUCUAUACAAACACGAAGCUGUUCACAUCCACCCGAAUGCACAACACAAUGCAAUCAUACCGAAAUACAACAUCCUCUGCUCUUCACUUCAAAUUGGUUUUAAAUGUUUAAACAGUGCCUCACACAGGUCUUAAAAAUUCAGUGGGGACAACAAUUGUAAAUAAUAAUAAUAUUUAUUAUUGCCGUGACUUUUUUCUCACUCGAUGAGCGCAGAAUUUAUUUAUUUAUUUAUGAGAAUUUCUGGCUGUUUUUGUAUAUAUUUCAUUCCACAGUCACUGAAGGGCCCACAGAUUAUUUAAAAAGAUAAGCAAAGACUAGAUGAAUUUAUUCUGACAAUAUUUAUAGCUUGACAUUUUUUUUAAAGAGCAGAUGUUUGUAUGUUUGUGUAUGUCAUGUAAAUAGUUCCAAAGUAGUUCCAUCUUAAUGUAUCUAAACAUUGGACGUCUACUGGUAACAGGUUUUGUUAGACUGUUGUCUGCUGUGGGAGCAAGUGGAUUCUGUGUGUGUGUGUGUGUGUGUGUGUGUGUGUGUGUGUGUGUGUGUGUGUGUGAGAGAGAAUGAGAAAAGUUAUCUGAUUUAAUGAUUGCAGAUUGGAUUGUUUAUUUUUCAUCCAUUUGAAUUGUAAAUUAUGUUAGAAACUAUUUUUAUACGAUUUCAAUAAAUAUAUUUUUAACUAUGA
This is a messenger RNA of Cottoperca gobio, 2870 nucleotides long. It is a transcript of the gene pim1, whose product is annotated as Pim-1 proto-oncogene, serine/threonine kinase. Gene Ontology annotation, molecular function: protein serine/threonine kinase activity; ATP binding. The coding region runs from base 355 to 1353 and encodes 332 amino acids. The record is from RefSeq and is a predicted model, not a curated record. Gene Ontology annotation, cellular component: cytoplasm. The transcript has 6 exons. NCBI's taxonomy places the organism in Eukaryota, Metazoa, Chordata, Actinopteri, Perciformes, Bovichtidae. Gene Ontology annotation, biological process: protein autophosphorylation; negative regulation of apoptotic process.